Molecule: messenger RNA, 2064 nt
Organism: Dufourea novaeangliae
Lineage: Eukaryota; Metazoa; Arthropoda; Insecta; Hymenoptera; Halictidae
Gene: Caper
Product: RNA-binding protein 39
Exons: 9
Coding region: 126-1676 (516 amino acids)
Biological process (GO): mRNA processing
Cellular component (GO): nucleus
Molecular function (GO): RNA binding
Source: RefSeq, a predicted model, not a curated record
GCGAACGAUUGCGUUCUUGUUCACGCACCUUCGUUAUUGAUCGUGACGAUUUUAAGUAAUCGUUCAGACGUUUGAAAUCAUAUAAUUAAAAACGCUCGCUAGUCUAAUACUCUCCGACACUUGCAAUGGCGGAGGAUUUGGAUGUCGAGGCAAUGCUGGAGGCGCCAUACAAGAAAGGGGAGCAGGACUCCUCAUCCAAAGACAAAUCCUCCAAGGAGAAUGGGUCUAGCCGUAAAACAUCUGGGAAAAGUAAACAUCGUUCUCGUUCCCGUUCUCGAUCGCGAGACCGUAGGGAAAAGGAUCGUCGCGAUCGCGAUAGAGAUAGAGACAGGGAUCGUGACAGGGACAGAGAUCGCGAUCGGGAUCGUGAUCGUCGACGCAGAUCAAGAUCAAGAGAUCGAAGAGAUCGUGACAGAGAGAACCGAGAUGGCGACAGGGAUAGGGAACGACGAGACAGAGACCGGGAUCGAGAUAGAAGAAGAAAACGAUCGCUUACACCAAUAACACUUCCCAGAGCAAGGCCACCAUUUGGAAAAGGUGUCAGCCCCCUUGGAAUUAGAAAUGAUGAGUUAACGCCAGAAGAACGGGAUGCUCGGACAGUAUUUUGCAUGCAGUUAAGUCAGCGCAUCCGUGCACGGGAUUUAGAAGAGUUCUUCUCCAGCGUUGGCAAAGUUCAAGAUGUACGGCUCAUUACGUGCAACAAGACAAGGAGAUUUAAGGGUAUAGCUUACGUUGAAUUCAAGGAUCCUGAAAGUGUUACACUAGCUCUUGGAUUGUCUGGACAAAAACUUCUUGGUGUUCCUAUAGUGGUACAACACACUCAAGCCGAAAAAAACCGUAUGGGCAAUUCUAUGCCUAAUCUUAUGCCAAAGGGUCAGACAGGGCCUAUGAGAUUGUACGUUGGAUCUCUUCACUUUAACAUUACCGAAGACAUGCUUCGUGGCAUUUUUGAACCUUUCGGAAAAAUUGACAAUAUUCAGUUAAUUAUGGACCCUGAAACCGGCCGGAGCAAAGGCUAUGGAUUCUUAACAUUUCGAAAUGCUGACGAUGCGAAGAAAGCGUUGGAACAAUUGAACGGGUUUGAACUUGCUGGUAGACCCAUGAAAGUCGGUAAUGUUACAGAACGUACAGACUUAAUACAAGGACCUUCGCUUCUAGAUACCGACGAACUAGAUAGAAGUGGUAUUGACUUGGGUGCUACUGGAAGGUUACAGUUAAUGUUCAAAUUAGCAGAAGGGACUGGUCUUGAAAUCCCUCCCGCAGCAGCGAAUGCUUUGAAUAUGGCACCAGUUAUGUCUACGCCACAGCCACCACCGCAAGCGGCCCCCCCUAUAGCCACGCAAUGCUUUAUGUUAUCGAAUAUGUUCGAUCCGCAAAACGAAACAAAUCCGAACUGGGCGAAAGAAAUUCGCGACGAUGUUAUCGAAGAAUGCAACAAGCAUGGAGGUGUGUUGCACGUGUAUGUGGACCAAGCAUCUCCUCAGGGUAAUGUUUACGUCAAGUGUCCGUCAAUUGCGACGGCGGUCGCUGCUGUUAACUCGUUACACGGUCGAUGGUUCGCGGGUCGCGUGAUUACUGCCGCGUAUGUACCAGUUGUAAAUUAUCAUUCAUUAUUUCCGGACGCGAUGACCGCCUUACAAUUGUUAGUCCCAAGCGCGCCACGAAGAGGAAUGUGAUCUUAAAUAUCAAAAGACGGCGUACGAACCUGUAAAUUCCUAUAGUAUUAAAUCUUUUCUUGUCGAUAUUAACGUAAAAAGAGGGAGGUUUUGUUACUAUAAUAAUAUGGUUUGAAUAUCAAUGUAACAGAACCAUAUAAGAAUGAGGUCGCGUAUACGCGUGGCCAGUCGUUCCUUCAGAAAUGCAAGUGUUCUUCGUUUUGUUUUCAACGGAAACUUGAUAAAUAUUUUGCAAUGUGUCUUGCAAAAACACUUGCAUCUUACGAAGCACACACACACACACACACACACUCUAAUGUUAGUAAUCUUGACCAAUUAAUACACAAUUAAUGCAAAAACGUUGUUCUUCGUACACGUAUUAGAUGUUGCAUUCAAUAUAUGAACAUAG